UCUUUAAUUCACAAAUCAUAAAACCUUGUCUUCAACCUUCUAAAACCCCUCGUUCGCUAUUGCCGGUGAACACCACCGAAUCAUGGCGGUUAUUGAACAUCUCGUCUCUCAAGCUCGCCGUCACUGCUUCUCCUCUUCUCUCAUUCGCAGUUGCUCCUCGCCUAAUUCUUCGUUCACAUGGCUUCAUAGAUCAUUCUGUUCAUCUUCAUCGCCGAUACAACCCGAUCCAAAUCCUCCACGUAAUGAAACCAAUCGGAACAGGCCCCAACCUUUAUCUGUUCAACCCAUUUCUUACGCCGUUAAACCUAAAGUCCCGUUUCCAUCUUCGCAUCAAGAGCCUGCGAGCCUUGAACAAUCCGACCCGAAUGUGGAUAACCCACAACCACAGGCCAACGUGGAGUCGCGAGCUUGGAGUCGCGAAGACGUCAGGUUCGUGAGGGACUUCAAUCCGUCACCGGUGGUUUCAUAUCCUAAAAGGGUGGCGCCAUUGCCGGAGGAUAAGACGCAGGAAGCUGAUGGUGAAGCUGAGAGGACGAAUGAGGAAAUGGAUGCAGAGCGGAAGAAGAUUGAGGCUGAGCAUCGGGUAAUGAGGAGGGUUUUUAGGAUUGAAGAACCAAAGGUUCCUUUCCCGACUUUGAUCAAGGUGGAGCAGCCCCAAAACACGAAGGGGCAAAAGGUUGUUCAUGAUCUCAAGGAGGCCGUACAGCUUGUAAAGAAGAAUGCCAUGUGCAAUUUUGAUGAGACCUUGGAAGCGCAUGUAAAAUUAGCUGUUGAUUUGCGCCGUACUGAUCUGAAGCUUACUGGCUCAUUAUCUCUUCCUCAUGGCAGUGGAAAGGCUCUUCGGGUGGCUGUGUUUGCUGAAGGAGCUGCUGCAGACGAGGCUAGAGCUGCAGGUGCUGAUUUGGUGGGUGGUGAGGAUCUUAUAGAAGGAAUAAAAAACGGGAAUAUUAACAUAAAAGAAAUUGACAAGUGCAUUGCAGUUCCUCAACUGAUGCCACAAAUAGGGAAAGAGAUAUCCAAAAAACUCAACCGUUUGACGCCAAAUGCGAGAGAUGGUUCCGUAACCACUGAUAUUUCAAGGGCAGUGAAAGAAGCAAAGAAAAACAUUAAGUUUAAGAAAGACAAGUCUGCUAUUGUUCAUGUUGGUCUUGGAAAGGUCAGUUUUACAGAAGAGGCUCUAUGUGAAAAUAUUGGUGCUUUUGUUAAUGCUCUUUUGCUUGCGAAGCCAACAGGCUUAAAGAAAAGUUCCAAGUAUGCUGGGUACGUGAACACCUUCCAUAUCUGCAGCACGAUGGGUCCGUCUUUCCCUGUUUCCAUUCAAUCGUUGUCCAUAGCAGCUGAUCGUUACACCAAAUUGCAACUGAGAUGACCAGUGCAAUUGACUUUGAACUCGAUGCAUCUCCAGACACCCAAUUUGUUCUUUAUGCAUUUUGGUUGGAUUCUCUUGCACAAGCUGCUGAUGGUGUAUUCAUUCUGCAUAAGCAUAUGAUUUUUAGAUGCUUUUUUUCAAGUACUUGACGUCUCUCAUAACAAAGCUAAUAGUUGACCUUGUUUGAUGAAAUAUGUAGCACUUGUUACCUGUAAAAUUUUGAUGCAUUUUCAGGAAUAUAUAAUUUGAGUUUAGAUUGAAUUA
Messenger RNA from Cynara cardunculus var. scolymus (artichoke), 1633 nucleotides. RefSeq names its product 50S ribosomal protein L1. The coding region runs from base 83 to 1369 and encodes 428 amino acids. NCBI's taxonomy places the organism in Eukaryota, Viridiplantae, Streptophyta, Magnoliopsida, Asterales, Asteraceae. The record is from RefSeq and is a predicted model, not a curated record. The transcript has 10 exons.